Molecule: messenger RNA, 450 nt
Organism: Perkinsus marinus ATCC 50983
Lineage: Eukaryota; Perkinsozoa; Perkinsida; Perkinsidae
Exons: 5
Coding region: 1-450 (149 amino acids)
Source: RefSeq, a predicted model, not a curated record
AUGGGCAACAAGAGAGGAGAGCGUCGCAAGCGCAUGAAUGCUCGGCAGGAGUGCCUCAAUCUCAUUAGGGAUGGUAAGAAACUCGAGGAUGGCAUCCAAGCGAAGCAAUCCCCCGGAACUGCGGUCUGUGUGCAGGCAGUGUUAGAUGAGAGUCCCAUUGUUGAGUGGAAAGACUCGAUUGCUUAUGAAGGGAUCGCUAUGUUAAUAGCCGACUUGGAAUGUACUAUGAUGAGGUGCGACUAUACAAGUAAGGAGCUCGAAAAGACUCGCUGUAACCUGAUACAGGCUCUUAACGCUCAUAAAUCAGAAUUACAAGCUCGACAGCAAGCGGAAGAUGAUGCCGAGGUACAGAAAAAAGCAGCCCGGGUGGCUGAUGAGAGAGCGAUGCAGUUGGAAGAGCGUAUUCAGGCUCGCGAUGGAGAGGUUUUCACCUUCAAACUCGACUUGUAG